Pecten maximus is the source of this 7972-nucleotide messenger RNA. RefSeq names its product LIM and calponin homology domains-containing protein 1-like. The transcript is spliced from 23 exons. The record is from RefSeq and is a predicted model, not a curated record. Lineage: Eukaryota; Metazoa; Mollusca; Bivalvia; Pectinida; Pectinidae. Gene Ontology annotation, molecular function: protein binding. The coding region runs from base 54 to 5015 and encodes 1653 amino acids. Gene Ontology annotation, biological process: regulation of cell adhesion; regulation of signaling.
CCAACACAGGGACACAGUUACCUGUGGACCUCGGACAGAGGUUCGCUCACAAAAUGGCGAGUGAAGACCAAAACGAAGAUGAUGUUUGGGAUUUACGUUUGCGACAGGAAGAAGAAGAUGACUUUUUCACCGAGUUAGCUUUGCAUGAAACAGAACGUUGGAUUUCUGCAGUUACAAGGAAGAAGUUCCAGUAUCCUGACGAUUUUCGGAAGUCUCUGGAAAAUGGUGUGCUGUUAUGCGAAGUACUGAACACCAUCAAACCAGGAUGCAUCAGGCGGAUCAACAAGUUACCCGGGCCGAUAGCAGGACUGGACAACAUCAAUGUUUAUCUGCAGACCUGCCGGAACAGCUUCCAUUUGAAGGAGGCUCACCUGUUCGACUGCACAGACCUUGAGGAUCUGUCCCAGAGGGCAAUAUCUGAUUCAGAACACAUCUUAAAGCAGGAGUCUGACAGGCGAGCGAGAAAUGUAGCUAUUGGGAUCUAUUGGCUCGGUAAAAGUGUCUAUAGUACUUUUUCUGGACCACAGCUAGACUUUAGUGCUUUCACACCGCUGGUGCACCACAAUGGAAAAGACAUAAUAUCAGAGGAGCACUUUCAACACGACAGUUGUGUGUUUGAGGAUCAGUCAAGUUCCUAUGGGUCCCAUGGAGGUGUAGGACAGUCAAUUGAAAACAAACACAUACGAGAUAGCGCAUACGACUCGUACGGAUCUCUGUCUAACUCUCGUGAGUCUGAAUUAAGUUUUUCAUUAGAAGAAACAAACAUGCCAGGCGUACAAAUGCGUAGAGCUGAUAGUACCUCAUCUAUAAACAGAAGCGGUGAAUUCUCACUGGCAAGACAUUUCGACGAUGAUUCCCUGUACCAGAGCACUCCCGACUUAUCGAACAGAAACAGCCAUACGCGUACAUCUUCCACGGACAGUAUGGACGGACAUUCCCGUCAUUCGUCGGAGAGUACAAAUGUUUCCAUACCGACACGUUCGCAAGAAAGGAAAACCAGCACCGCCAAUGCCAAUCCUUUACAGUUCGUGAAAGUGAACUCUUCCGAUAACUUGGCCAAAGUAGCAACCAUGCAAAUCAAAAUUUCUGAAGAAGUGAAAAAGGUUCGCACGAAAAUUGACAGCGAUGAACAAGAAUGGCAGUCGCCAUGGGCCAGUGACCAAGCUGAGGAUUGGAAAGCAAAUUUCAGUGACUGGCGAAAUAAACGAAGAAGAAAGUCAGAAGCACAACUACAGAGGGUGGAGGAAACAGAUAAAAAUGUGAAGGAGGAAGAGGAGAAGAAACAAGUAAAAAGCUAUGGACAGAUGGUAGAGGAAAGGGAGAGAAGGAAGAGUACUGGCACAUUCCUGAAGAAACCGAUGUCCUUUUACCCUGUUGAUGAUGAUGACGACCUUUUCACCCCUGUUAAGACCCCAACCAGUGCUGCACCAGUAGAGGAAGUACUAGAAAAAAAAUCAUCUCAAAAGGUAGAGGCAUCUGUGCGUGGAAGGACAAAAGCUCCACCUCUAUCACAGAAGAACAGAUCGGGUUCCCUUGGAAGUGACGAGACAUAUAUCAACUAUGAUGACACAAAGAGAGCAUCAUGGGCUGCUAGUGAAUCAAGUGAUGAAGAGUCAAACAAGAAAGAUAACUCUGUAGAAUUGGACAGAUUAAAGAACACCAGUGAAAAUACACAAAAAGUAAAGUCAAAUGUACGGAGUAAUGUGUUAGAUAAUAAUGACAAUUCAUGGAGAAAAGACCCUUCACCUCAAAGGAAGUCGGGACUAACAGGGGCUGGUACCCCUACCAAGUCUACUGGAAAACUGACAAAUUUGUUGAAAAGCUUCGAACAAAAGGAAGAGGAAGCAAAAGGAAAAAGGUUCAGUGAAGUGCAUAAGGAUUAUAACAGAUCUGGAUUGUCCCGAUCAUUUGACCUUCCAAGUUCUAGUUUUAGUUUUUCGGCCAAAGAUAAAGCAGAAAAAACUCCUGUGAGAUCUACCAUUACAGACAAAACCGUUCCCGUGCCAACUAAGGCGUCAGUUGAAAAAACAAUAAAGAUUAGUCAAAAACCAAACAAUAAAAAAGGAUUUGGAUUCACGUUAUCAGGUGGUGUUGAUAAACGAGAGCCAAUAACCGUACAAAAGGUCUCACUUGGAAGUGCAGCAGACGUUUGCGAAGUACAACAGAAUGAUAAAAUUCUGGCUAUAAAUAAACGUGACAUCUCGGCACUGGCUCAAGCCCAGGUACAGAGGCUGAUAGAGGAAGCUGUUCGUCAUGGUCAGAUAGAGCUCAAGGUCAAACGCAGCAUCAGUGACGGAGAUGAUGAAGAUGAUGAAGAUGAUGAUGAUGAUGCUUUUGUUGCCACAUCUCCAACAUCGCCUGUUCCUAAAUUGGCCUCCGCACUGUCUCCUCGGACACGUGGCUCCUCAGGCUCUUCUGCCUCCUCCACUGGAUACAACUCCACCAGCAAGUCAUCAUCCGGGUAUGUGAGCCCUUCGUCUGGAGACAGAUAUAGGCCUGGUACUCGAACAGAAAACCGCUACGGUUCAAUGUCACCGAUUCGGUCACAGACUACACGUAAUCCAUCACCUGGUGCUAUUAAAACUGAUUCAUAUCGACGGAGUGCUUCCCCUGUUGAAAAUAGGAACACCAACUCAUCCGUGGCUGGUCACAGAAGUAGUUCCCCUUCAAUGAACCAACACAAAAGUUCAUUACAGAGAGAAAAUUCUCCACUGGGUAGCCGAAAUACACCCAGCUCAGCUUCACUCAAUCGCCGUGAUCCAUCACCCGUGACAACCAGGAAGGCAUACCUCCAGGAGGACAGAACAGGGUCACCUCUACAGAGGUCAUCACCAUUGUUUAAGUCUCCUUCAGACGACAGCCCCAGUAGGCCUUUAGAUAGCAAGAUAUUCCCUACCUUUGCUGAAUUAGCUCAGUUGGAGGAGGAAACAAACAACAAUGAGGUCAAAGUUGAUAAUUACAAGACGGAGCUCAUUAAACCUCCAAGCCCAGUGGGCAAUGACAGUGGCAUCGACGAGACAAUUAAACCAGUCAAAAAGGAAAUGGAUUUCAGUAGGCCACCUGUCCAACGGGAUGUGAAAGCACCGGAAACAGAAACGAGCCCGAAAGAGGAAGUGACUAUUUCCACCCGUCAAACCAUCACGGUGAAGAAAAAAGAGCCGCCAGAAGUGAAAAGUAGUUAUAAAUGGGAGCCUCCAGCAUCCCCUCCAGUCAGUGCGUCUCCUCCUCCAGCUGUUGAGGAAGACGAUGGAGGGGGCGGACCCCCAGCAAUACUACGACGUUGGCAACAGCGAAAGCCCCGCCCCCAGUCGGCCUACUCAGCCUACCCUGCAUUUGAACCACCUAAGGAGGAAAAGCGGUUGAGUGGAUCUUUUUCUUGGGAGUCUUCUAUCAUUGACUCGGACAAAAAGGGCGAUUCAGACAUAGAACCCCAAGUGAUAAAACUGGACCACCAAGAGAACAACACUGUGCCGCCACCAAAGACACAAGUAGGUCAACCGGUCACUUUAGAAAUUCCUGACCAUGAGACUCCAGCCACCAAACCAUCUGUUGUCUCAUCCUAUAAUUCAGGGCUGCUCCAGAUCGACCCACGAAACCAGGUCACCGAAAAUGACGUUAAUCUACCCGAAUACAGCUUCCAUGUGAACAUCAACAAACCAGAGCCAAGAACAUUAGCAAGUCCUGUUACUAUUGAACGAGAACGUGAGCUGAUUAGACAGGAGGAACAGAAGAUUCUAGAGGCACAAAAGAAACAAUGGGAAGAGGAAGAGACCAGGAGGAUAAAGGAGAAAGAAGAGGAGCUACAGAGACAGGCAGAGAUUUUACAACGAGAAAAGGAAAAACUAAAAGAAGAACAACAACGCAUGCAAAAAGAGAGAGAAGAACUGGAGCGCAGUCGGAAAAAUCAAAUUGAAGCCAAAGAAAACAAACCAGAAACCAGAGUCUACCAACCCCACCAGAACAGUAACCCAAAGUCUCAGUUUGCUACCUCUGUAAACACUGACAGCAAACAGUCACUACGAAAACUAGAUCUAACAUGGCCGCCUCAAAAGGAAGAGCCUGCACCAAGACAAAAACUGACACGAGAAGAUAUGUUAGCGAUGAAUAGGAGAGCUACUCCUCUUCAACGGAAACCUGAAAUAGAGGUCAAUUCUACGGAACCUUCUAAGACAAAAGAUUUCACUUCUAGAGAUGCACCUACCAAAAAUGACCUUCACAAUCUGACCGCAGUUCCUAAACAAAAGUAUCGUGCUUCUAGUAAUUGGAUGAAGGAAGAUCAACAACCGCAAAAGACAUUUUCGAAAUCGAGAUCUGAUAAUAAUAGGUCUAGUCCAAACUUACAUGAACACUGGCUAGUAGAGGAAGCCGAACGUCGGCGCAAGGCAACAGCCCAUCAAAAUUCUCACAGUGCCGCAAUUCAACCAGUGUCUGAUGGAAUUGUUAAUCGCUGGCGUGACGAUUCUUUCUUGCCAAAGCAACAGGCAUCUAUUAAUGCACAGGGAAAUAACUUAACACAACCGCGAUCGUUGUCUAGCAAUGUGAGUCAAAAUCAUGGACUAGAUAAUCGUCAUUACGUGCCAGCAUCACAGAAUACCAAAACUUUGUCUCAAACAUUACCGCAAAACUUCAACUACAGUAGUCUGAGCCCCAAAAACAGGGGUGACCCUUACGCUCCUCCAAAGCCCACGCGAAACUCUAGUUCAUCUACAACAUCAUCUAUCUCAUCUCCCUCAUCCCCUCUCAAUCCUUCAGAGCAGUUCAUGGCCGUCAGUGGCAAGCAGGCAUGCUCAUACUGUGACCAGGAACUUGGUUUUGGUGCUGCCAUGGUCAUCGAAUCCCUGGGCUUGUAUUACCAUGUACAAUGUUUCCGAUGUUGUGUGUGCCACACGGCCCUCGGCAACGGUUCCCAAGGCGCUGACGUACGAGUGCGGGUCAACAAACUGCACUGUCGGAAUUGCUAUAGUAACGAUGAAGGACAUUUAAGAUCAGAAUAUAUGUACAACAGGGUGAUAUAACUGGACUGAAGUUCAGUAAAGUCUGACAGCAGUUUAUUCCAAAAAAUGAGGAUCACCAUGACAACAUAAUCGUUCACCAGCCUUCCACUGACAUAUGACUCCAAACAUGAUAGUACAUUAUACUGUUGAUUCCAAUAACAUAAGUGCCUAUAUUGAUUUCAGAGUAUUUUAUUCAUAUACUCCCAUAAUACAAUGUGUAAGGAAUAUUAUCCGACCAAUAGCCUCAUCUUUUAUGGAGAAUAUUGACUGUACAUGUAUUUACUAAUAAUUACAUAUUUGGGUCGUUAGAAUUGGCUCUUCCUAAUGAGACUCCAUACCCUCAAAAUCAGACAUUGUCACCUUGUCAAAUGUGUCCUGCUACGGAUUCUUCAAAAAUAUUUGAUAGUGGCAAAUAUGGGGUAAGGAUGUACCAGGAGAGCUAAUCUCGACCACACUUUAAAUAAAUCUUAUGGAUAAGAUCCUCAAAUUAAGUUCCGUAUCACAGCAACUGGAAUGAAUUUUGAUCAUUAAGGAUUGAAUAACAUAUCUAUAUAUUUAUACAUUUACUUUUAUAUAAAAUUCUUAUACAACAUUCCACUUAAUAUGAGAAUAUAACAAUUUUGUACAGUUGAUGAAAUUAUAUAUUUCACUUAAUUUGAGAGAUAAAAUUAUUUUGUACAGUUGAUAAAAUAAAAUAAUUCACUUGAUUUGAGAAGAACGAUUUUGUACGGUGUGUAAAAUAAAAUAUGCCACUUAAAUGAGAAGAUAAUGUUUUUGUACAGUUAAUAAGAUAAAAUAUUCCACUUUAAUUGAGAAGAUAAUGAUUUUGUAUAGUCGAUAAGAUAAAAUAUUCCACUUCAAUUGAGAAGAAAAUGUUUUUGUACAGUUGAUAAAAUAAAAUAUUCCACUUUAUUUGUCAUAAUGAGAAGAUUUUUUGUAGAUAUGUAUUAUAUGUGUACAGUAUGUAUAUAGUAUAUAUUUUCGUAAUGUAAAUAUGUAUAUUUUGCGCCAGAGAUAAUUGUACGAUAUAUAAAAUAUAUAUAUUAAACUUAUAUUAAAGCAACCAAGCCUUUAACCACAACCUUCCACCAUUUAAAUAAAUUCAUAAAUAUCAUGUAUACAUAAAAUGUACCGUGCUAAAAUUAAACACAGACUGAUUAUUUAUGUAUCCAAUGUAAUGGUAAUACAAUUUUUUUUUUUUUUUUUUGUAAAUGUAAUCCAAUUAUAGACAAGACCUCAUCCAAUAUGUAUCUUUCAACAUUGGUCGUGUAAAUGAAGAAAUAUUUGAAAUAAUCCAAAUAAAAAAAUUAUUUGAAAAUAAAUUAAGUAUAUUUAAUCAAGUUGUGUACAUACGUGUACUGUCAGGGCGAUAAAACCAUAUAAGUAAAAAUUCUGUCUUCUGAGUAUAUUGCUACACCCAGAAGCUGAAUGGAUGUACAUGUGUUUAUGCAUGUACAUAAUGAUUGGCAGAAAAGUUCGAACAGGUCCCUCAUGCCCUCUUAGUUGAAUUGUCAAUUUGUGGUUUUAGUAAUCAUUUGAAUUACAAAAGUAAACCGAAUGUAUACUGUCACAUUAAAAAUGUUAUUUACAGACAAAUACCUUGCUCGCUCAGAGUGAAUUGUAUGUUUUUGACAGCCGAUAUUAAUUAAGAUGCAUUUGUUAAUUAAACAAGUCUUAAUGUUUACAUUCUAACCUGUGUUCAUACAAAUACCCAGGAGAGUUUUACUCAAAUCAUUAGUUCCAGCAAUUAGCAUAUUUGUGUGGGCGGAUGCAAUUAUUUUUUCUUCACUGUAUAAUGAUAAUUUAUGUUAGACAAUGUAUGUGAUUAAUUAAAACUUAUUUAGGACAACACCCAGUAAGCGGGGCAAAAUAACUGAUCUACUAACUUUAAGAUUGUACAUUUAAUUAGCAUCUCUUUUGAUAAACUGAUUUAAUUAAGUUGAUGAUAGACGUUAUAACAAAGGUAGAUAUUUUUCGUGAUUAAGUAUAGAUAUGUACCAGUAUGUCAUAUUACAGAAUGUUUAUUCAUCAAAGUCAAAUUAAUUUUGUGAUAUUUUUGCCAUGGUUUGACACAUCUGUCGUCUACUUAUGUGUUUCUUCCACAAAGAACAAAUGUCAAAAUUUUGUUUGUCAUUUGAAAUCAAAUAAGUCUGCCUACCCAAUGUCAGAUUUAUACAAGACAGUUUCGUAAAUUUUUACUAGACUGAAUAGUUAAUCAAAUCAAUUAAUAUACCUCAUAUAAAAAUAGCAAUCAGACUUGUUGUUCAAACAUCAAUAAAUGCUGCCAUUUAAUUAAAAUAGUAUUCAUGCAUAGGCAAGCGAAAUUACCGUUGAGCGAUACAAGCCCUUUUGGCCUCUUGUGUUAGUAUUUAUUCAAUAUUACUCCCACAGGCAUGUCUUAUAUUUACAUUGCAAAGAUGUAUAUCUACAUAUCAGUAAUAUGCAAUAGGAGAACAAUUCUAGCUUUAAGAAAUAUAUGGAGAAUAUUAAAGAAAACUAAUGUUUUCAAUAAUUUACUUGUAUUUAAAUGUUUGUACUAUCCCAUGCUUGAAUAUGUGCUUAAAAAUUCAUUUCAAUGCAAUAUCUGCCUGUUACUUAGACAAAACAAGUUAAUCCCACUGUACCCUUGGUUUGGUAGUGGAAAGCUUAGAAUUCGUAUCCACUUAAAUGAAAAGUUUAUACUACAAAAAUUAUUUUGUCUCAUUUUGCAAAUAAAUAUUUUGUUUAAUAAACACCCAAGAUUUCACAGUGAUAGUUUUGGAGGUAUUGUUUCACAUUUAUUGAAUUUUCAUUAUAUUUAUUUCAAAUUUAAACUGAUAGCUAUGUUUUAUUUUAAACCAGUAAUAUAGAAAUGUAAGAGGCAUUCUGCUGUCCUAUAUUAUAUCACCUGAUGUAUUGUUUCUAUAAAAUAUAAUACAAUGUAACUUGUACAUGAAAUCAUUAAAGCACUAACAUUCUUGCAAUACGGCAAACUGAAA